Drosophila innubila is the source of this 751-nucleotide messenger RNA. RefSeq lists its product as uncharacterized. The transcript has 4 exons. The record is from RefSeq and is a predicted model, not a curated record. Lineage: Eukaryota; Metazoa; Arthropoda; Insecta; Diptera; Drosophilidae. The coding region runs from base 1 to 714 and encodes 237 amino acids.
AUGGCUGGUUGGCUAUGGUUUUGGUUCUGGUUGUGUAUCUCGUCUGGAUUAGCAAAUGGAAAGCUUAAAGAACGAAACUUUCGAUUUGUUAUUGAAAAGUUUCAGUUUAAGUCAGCAUCUAAGCUAUUAUUUGAAGAUUUUAACUAUAAAGUGACAAAGUUUCGCAAUCGUAGCUAUUUAAAUUGUAAUUUUAUGAUUCAACGUAAUGUUGAUCAGUUAGAUAUUGACAUGCAACUUGACAUGCUUAGGCCUAACAGUCAGAUAUUGCGGCUCUAUAAAAUACGUAUGGAUGCUUGUCAAUUUCUGACAACUGUACACAAGAAUCCUUUGAUUAAUAUAUUAGCAUCAAGAUUCAUGAACGUUUCAAAUGUUAACCUUACAUGUCCUUUAAUAAACCAUUUUAACUACUCCAUUAGCGACUGUCAUCUGGUGGAAGCAGACUUUCCCAGCUAUAUACCCGAGUGCCAGUUAAAAGGCCUUACAAAAUUCUACACCAAAAAUAAGCUAUCAUUAAUAAUGGCAUUUUUGGGUAGUGUUAUCCAUAACAACACCAUAACUAUACGCUACAAAAUUGGUAUCUGGAUGAACAGGACUUUCCACGCUAUGUACCCGAAGUUCUUUUCAGACAUUCACAAUGAAUGCUCGGAUUUUGUCUGUUUUGAUGAUGACUCUGCUAUUAAGUUGUAUACUGAUCACACAGGGUGCAAAGGUUAGUGGCAAGCUUAUAAUAAAAAUGUAAAUCAAACGCGAU